Candidozyma auris is the source of this 657-nucleotide messenger RNA. RefSeq names its product Isy1p (gene ISY1). Bases 1 to 657 code for a protein of 218 amino acids. Lineage: Eukaryota; Fungi; Ascomycota; Pichiomycetes; Serinales; Metschnikowiaceae. The record is from RefSeq and is a predicted model, not a curated record. The transcript has a single exon. Gene Ontology annotation, biological process: mRNA 3'-splice site recognition; generation of catalytic spliceosome for second transesterification step. Gene Ontology annotation, cellular component: Prp19 complex; catalytic step 2 spliceosome; post-mRNA release spliceosomal complex.
AUGUCGAGAAACAAGGAGAAAAAUCAGUCACAUUUGCAUCGAUAUUACGCUCAACAAGAAAGAGACGCUGGGGUUCUAGAGACGAAUCCCGCACUUCGACCCAAAUACGUUCAAAAAGUGAACUCCCUCCCGCAGGCCGAGAGAUGGAGACUGACGGUGUUGACAGAGAUAUCCGUCAAGCUUACAGAUAUUAACGACCCGUCUCUCGGUUUAGACGAAAUUCGAUCUCUCAAUGACACUUUGAAUAAACUUCAACGAGAGAAACGGGCAUGGGAAUAUCACAUCAGGAAACUAGGUGGAGCUGAUUACUCGAAACAAAGGAACCAAGUACAAGGAAUGAUCGUUAAUGGAAUUCGUUACUAUGGACGGGCUCGAGAGUUGCCAGAGGCAUCUUGCGAGAAGGUAAUGCUGGAAGAAGCCAAGGAGGAGCCACAUAUCCCAUUGGCUUACUACGACGCCUAUGGUCAGACAUGGAAUAAGCCGAUAGUAGCCGACUUGCAAUACGUUCAGGGUGAAGUCAAUGGAGCACUAGGGGAGAAAAUCUUUCCUGUGGAAUCGAUACCAUUGAAGGCAGGCGACUUGCCCACAAACAAAGAUGUCGAGAGGAUGCUUCUUGAACGACAAAAAGCUCAGAUACGGGCUCAGCUCCAAGGGUGA